Haliotis rufescens (red abalone) is the source of this 618-nucleotide messenger RNA. Its product is annotated as centromere protein X-like. The record is from RefSeq and is a predicted model, not a curated record. The transcript is spliced from 7 exons. Gene Ontology annotation, biological process: DNA repair; replication fork processing; resolution of meiotic recombination intermediates. Gene Ontology annotation, molecular function: protein heterodimerization activity. Bases 16 to 324 code for a protein of 102 amino acids. NCBI's taxonomy places the organism in Eukaryota, Metazoa, Mollusca, Gastropoda, Lepetellida, Haliotidae. Gene Ontology annotation, cellular component: FANCM-MHF complex; Fanconi anaemia nuclear complex.
UGUUCCACUUAAGAAAUGUUAGAUGUAGCAUGCGCUGUUACAGAGUGUGAAACAUAUCUUGACUGGCUCUUUCGAAUCACAAAAAUGGCGGGUAAUGGCGCGGCUUUCAAGCAGAAAACAGUGCAGACUAUCCUCCAAAAGAAUUUCAAAGAUGAGAGGACAAAAGUGAACUCGGAUGCCCUUGUGCUGGUUGGGGAAGUUCUGCGAGUUUUUGUGGCAGAAGCAGCCUCAAGGGCGGCAAGUCAGGCCAAGAAAGAUGCCUCAGACGAAGUGACAAUUGAUUACUUUGAGAAGAUCCUGCCUCAGCUGAUGCUGGACAUGUGACGUAGACAGUAAGGAGGCAGCCAGUGAAGUUACCAUGGUUACCAAGUCUGAUCAGCGUUUGCCAGAAGAAUGCAGGGCAUGCUCACAAAGACAUGUCACGAAUACUUACACUGUAACAUUUAUAAUACAAGUGAUGAAAAUUAUGGUUUUCAGUUUUCAGUAUGCAUACCGUAGUUACAGUUGAGAAGGGACAAAUUCCCAUGUGUCGUUAUUUAUUCUUAUUAAAAGUUUGUACAGUUUGUAUCAGCUGUGGUGUCUUACUUUUAGUAAAUAAAAAAAACAUUUUAUAUGAUC